AUGCCAUACAGCUCACCCUUUCCUCCUCUCGACAUCCCCAAGUGCAAUAUUCUGUCAUACCUCUACCCUCCCGGCAAGGCCCUGUCCACCAAACCAUUAUGGAUAGACGCUGCCAACCCCUCCCAUAGCCUUUCCGCAGCUCAAAUGCUGUCUUGGGUAAGAAGAUUUGCCAUGGGCUUAGAUAAACUCGGCAUUGGACAGCAACAAGCAGUCAUGGUCUUCACCCCAAAUCAUCUCUAUGUCCCAAUGGUAUACCUUGCGGCCGCAGGAUCUAAACGCUACUUCACUGGUGCGAACCCCAUAUAUACCACCAACGAGGUGGCACAUCAAAUGAAGGCUAUUGAUGCCGCGAUUGUACUUAUCCAUCCCUCGCUGCUUGAAACCGGCGUAGCGGCCGCAAAGCAAGCCAACAUUUCCCUUGAUCGACUAUUCAUAUUCUCCGAUUCAGAAUGUCCCACCACUCGAGGCAUUCGAGAUUGGCGAUCAAUGGUGGCCUCUGAAUCCGAAUCCGAGUUCUGGAAGUGGGAUCUCCUGGAUGGUGAAGCUUCGCUGCAGACUGUUGCGGCAAUCAACUUCUCUAGUGGGACCACGGGCCUUCCCAAGGGCGUCUGCAUCACCCAUCGGAACCUUAUUUCCAACGCUGCCCAGACGAUUUUCAGCAGAUUCGAGGGAACCCCUUACUCAGCCGAUAAUCCGGGACCAGAGAGUUGGCUGGCUUUUCUCCCUCUGUACCAUGCUUAUUCUCAACUUUGGACCAUCAAUAUCGCCUGCCGGCUCCAAGUCCCAGUGUAUAUUAUGGCAAAGUUCGUAUUCGAGGACUUCCUCCAGUAUAUCCAAGCAUUCAAGAUCACAGCGCUGCAGACAGUUCCACCAGUCCUUGUCAUGUUGAGUAAACGACCUGAAGCAGCAAAAUAUGAUAUUAGCAGUCUCAAACAUAUUCUUUGUGGAGCCGCCCCUCUAUCGGGAGACUUGCAGAAUGAAGUCAGCAGUCGAUUCAAAGUCGUGAUCUGCCAGGGUUGGGGGAUGACGGAAACGACAUGUGCGGGCAUCAUGAUGCCGGGCAUGACCGAGGACCGAACCGGGAGCGUUGGGUAUCUCCUCCCCAACACAGAAGCCAUGUUAAUUGAUGAGGACGGAAACGAGGUUACCAGAGAGGGUGAGCCAGGUGAAUUGUGGCUAAGAGGACCCCAGAUGUUACUGGGAUACUGGAAAAACGAGCAAGCCACGAAAGAAAGCAAGACAGAAGGUGGCUGGUUCAAGACCGGCGAUGUCGCCGUAUGCCAGAACCAAAAGUGGUGGAUCGUCGACAGAAAAAAGGAACUGAUCAAAGUGAACGGUCUUCAAGUAGCUCCGGCGGAGCUAGAAGCAGUCUUGCUCGACCAUCAAGACGUAGUAGAUGCUGCCGUUGUGGGCAUCGUUCUUCACGGCGAAGAGCUCCCUCGUGGCUAUGUGGUCUUGCAAGAGCGAGCCAAGGGCAGAAUCAGAGAAGAAGACAUUCAAGAUUUCGUGGCUGGCAGGGUGGCCAAGCAUAAACGACUGGCAGGCGGUGUCAAAUUCAUCGACGAAGUCCCCAAAUUGGCGAGUGGUAAGAUUGUGAGGAAGUUGAUGAAAGAGUGGGCGAAAAGAGACGCUAAAGAUGUGGAGGCUACCGUCAAAGCAAGGCUCUGA
Rhinocladiella mackenziei CBS 650.93 is the source of this 1668-nucleotide messenger RNA. RefSeq lists its product as uncharacterized. The transcript has a single exon. Gene Ontology annotation, biological process: secondary metabolic process. NCBI's taxonomy places the organism in Eukaryota, Fungi, Ascomycota, Eurotiomycetes, Chaetothyriales, Herpotrichiellaceae. The record is from RefSeq and is a predicted model, not a curated record. The coding region runs from base 1 to 1668 and encodes 555 amino acids. Gene Ontology annotation, molecular function: CoA-ligase activity.